This is a messenger RNA of Puntigrus tetrazona (Sumatra barb), 2861 nucleotides long. RefSeq names its product ATPase H+ transporting V1 subunit B2 (gene atp6v1b2b). Gene Ontology annotation, molecular function: ATP binding; proton-transporting ATPase activity, rotational mechanism. Gene Ontology annotation, cellular component: proton-transporting V-type ATPase, V1 domain. The record is from RefSeq and is a predicted model, not a curated record. Bases 76 to 1605 code for a protein of 509 amino acids. NCBI's taxonomy places the organism in Eukaryota, Metazoa, Chordata, Actinopteri, Cypriniformes, Cyprinidae. Gene Ontology annotation, biological process: proton transmembrane transport; ATP metabolic process. The transcript is spliced from 14 exons.
UAGGCUCUGUUGCGCAUGUGCAGCCGUGUUCUCGCGCUUAGCUUACGGUAGUGAUUUUUGUGUGGUAUUGUCAUCAUGAAGGCUCUUAGGGGAAUGGUGAGCGGAGCCGUGAGCGAAAUAUCAUCCGCCGUUACCGGGAGCAAACACGUCGCCCAUCGGGAAAAUGUCCUUGCCGUGACUCGUGACUACAUUUCUCAGCCGAGACUAACAUAUAAAACCGUUGCUGGCGUUAACGGACCCCUGGUGAUUUUGGAUCAAGUGAAGUUCCCCAGGUUUGCCGAGAUCGUCCACCUGACUCUGCCCGAUGGCACCAAGAGGAGUGGACAAGUGCUGGAGGUCACAGGCUCCAAAGCUGUGGUUCAGGUGUUUGAGGGAACAUCUGGUAUCGAUGCCAAAAAAACCACUUGUGAAUUUACGGGGGACAUUUUGCGUACGCCUGUGUCUGAGGAUAUGCUGGGUCGGGUCUUCAAUGGCUCAGGAAAGCCGAUUGAUCGAGGGCCUGCUGUGUUGGCUGAGGACUACUUGGACAUUAUGGGUCAGCCGAUUAAUCCUCAGUGUCGUAUUUAUCCUGAGGAAAUGAUCCAGACUGGCAUCUCUGCCAUUGAUGGAAUGAACAGUAUUGCAAGAGGCCAAAAAAUUCCCAUUUUUUCUGCAGCUGGUCUACCCCACAAUGAGAUUGCUGCACAGAUCUGUCGUCAAGCAGGAUUGGUGAAGAAGUCCAAAGAUGUGAUGGAUUACAGCGAGGAGAACUUUGCCAUUGUGUUCGCUGCCAUGGGGGUCAACAUGGAGACUGCAAGAUUUUUCAAGUCCGAUUUCGAAGAGAACGGGUCCAUGGACAACGUGUGCCUCUUUUUAAACUUGGCCAAUGAUCCCACGAUUGAACGCAUCAUCACCCCUCGCCUCGCGCUUACCUCAGCUGAGUUUCUGGCUUACCAGUGUGAGAAACACGUGCUGGUCAUAUUGACUGACAUGAGCUCUUAUGCCGAGGCUUUACGAGAGGUCUCAGCAGCUAGAGAAGAGGUUCCCGGUCGACGUGGUUUCCCAGGUUACAUGUAUACAGAUCUGGCAACAAUAUACGAGAGGGCCGGCCGCGUAGAGGGGCGCAAUGGCUCCAUCACUCAAAUCCCAAUCCUCACUAUGCCCAACGAUGAUAUUACCCACCCCAUUCCUGAUUUAACCGGCUACAUCACCGAGGGUCAAAUUUAUGUGGACAGACAGCUUCAUAACAGACAGAUCUAUCCACCCAUCAAUGUGCUGCCUUCUUUGUCUCGAUUGAUGAAGUCAGCUAUUGGCGAAGGAAUGACGCGCAAAGACCACUCGGAUGUCUCCAAUCAGUUGUACGCUUGCUAUGCCAUUGGGAAAGAUGUGCAGGCAAUGAAGGCCGUGGUUGGGGAAGAAGCACUGACAUCAGAUGACUUGUUGUACCUGGAGUUCUUACAGAAGUUUGAGAAGAAUUUUAUUGCCCAGGGUGCGUAUGAGAACCGAACUGUGUUUGAAACACUGGACAUUGGUUGGCAGCUGUUGCGAAUCUUCCCCAAGGAGAUGCUGAAGAGGAUUCCCCAGAGCACUCUGGCCGAGUUUUAUCCCCGAGACUCCAAACAUUAGUCUUGCCUCCUUCCUCGUUUAUUCACCUUGUCUCUCAAUCAGCCGUGAAUCUGUCCUCUACACUUCUAGAUGUUAACUCGGUCUCUCUGCUAGGGUUGGGAAUCGAAAAUCGUAUUUUUUUUUUAUUUUUUGAUCCGUGAGGACCAGACCUUUAAAAUGUAAUUGUCUUUGAAUCUUGCAAGAGAUUCUUUUGAGAUGCAUCCAGUAAUGAAACAAGUAAAUGUAGAGGGAGUUCAUUCAUUCAAAAAUUAUAUGUGAAUUUGUUUAGUUGUGUAAUGUUCUGUCUUCAAAAUCACGAGAGAACCACAACUUCCAGCGGGGGAGAAAAAACACUGAAUUUAUCCAUGAUGAUGCAGUUCUAUUUUGCACACAAACAGCUUUUAAAAGGUCCAUAUUUUAUGUAGCCUGUUGAUUUUUAUUCAUGGUAUUAAGCUCCACUAAAUGGUUUGCAAAAAAGAGAGAUAUAUCAUUAUUUAAUCACAUUGGAAUCAAAAAGAAUUGAUGAAAUUCAAACGAAACCCAACCCUACACUCUGCUCAAAUCAAAUACAGUUUACAUUAAUGGGAUACAAAGUUGUUUUCGUUGCUGCUCUUGGUAUUUAUUUGUAAGUGUUGCUGAAUAGUAAAGCAAAUAUUGUAUGAAUAUUGUUGCUACCCUGCAGUGUGAAAGUUUAAUUUUUAAUUUUCUUUUUUUGCGUGUAGCUCAGUGUGUCAAACUGUUCUGAACAAGUGGUACAAUGCAGGAAAGGCCAAAUUUCUCUUAGCUGGCAACGUUUUAAAGCGACUGACAAAGCUACUAGUAUGCAUCACAAAGAAGUGCCAAUGUAUGUAUAAUGUAUAAUGGCUUAAUGUAUUCUAUGAAUUUUUCAUCAUAAUGAAUACACUAUAUAUAAAAGUACAUAUUUAUCAAAGUAUAUAAAGAGCCAUAUGUUCAUAAAAUGCAUUAUAAAGGGAUAGAAAAGCGUAGUGACCCUAUUAAAUCAAAGGAGAGACACCAAACACUGAGCAAUAGAUUUUUAUUUUGUUAUGUAUUGUAAGUUAUUUUACAUUUUGUAUAAAAAUGUGCAACUUGUUUGUGUAAGCAAUAUGUUUAUUAUAAUUUAUUUUGGUGCCAUGAAUAUAUGUACUGUGGUAAAAUGUGUGAUACCAAGUGAAUUCAUAAUGAAGUGAUUGUUGUCGUAAUGCAUGAACGCUAUAUUGGAAAUAUGUACGUGAACACUUGCUUCAUGAAAUAAACUGUGACGUGGUAUAAAUGAA